Molecule: messenger RNA, 3802 nt
Organism: Hemibagrus wyckioides
Lineage: Eukaryota; Metazoa; Chordata; Actinopteri; Siluriformes; Bagridae
Exons: 9
Coding region: 371-3334 (987 amino acids)
Source: RefSeq, a predicted model, not a curated record
ACGAGAGGACCGGAAGUAACGUCCGCAACACGGGGACUCUGGUUUCUUAUUCGUGCGAUAGCCUGAUAACGUCGCAUGUUUUUAAAAGUGUUUUUAAAGUGCGUGUUAGACACGGGCCGAGAAAUGAUACGAGAUUUCACGGACAAAUAAGACGUUUUAAUCGCCAGUUUUUAAGUCCACCAAAGCCCUGGUCGCAUGACGCCGCCGGAAACAGUUGUUGCAAUUUACAUCCAGCAGGACGGAGAGAUGGACCAAGAAGUAAUCGGCGAAUUUAAAGAAAACAUCUUGGUCCUGGAGUUUGCACUGAUGGACUAAGACUCGUUGAUUGGCUGUCAUUUAAGUGUUCCCGGCCCAUCAGUCCUUGUUGAAGAUGUUAUCCAACCCUCUGGCUGACCCUAACGAAACACGGCAGGUUGCUUCAACUGGUCCCUGCCCACAGUCUGCACUCUAUCAAGACUUGCUGGUGAUGGCCUACAGAGGAUCUGCCAGAGCAGAGAUUGGGAAGGAAGAUAAAAUGAUGUAUUCGGUUCAGGAACCUCAGACAUCAAGUUUUGUUUUCCUGGAUGCUGCUAAACAGACUUCUUCAGAACUGAAUGGUGAUUUGGGGAUCAAUACUAAUUUCGAAGCUGGCACAGAUAAAGAGGACGUGAUCAGAACCGCGGAAUGGAAACCGACGCAGUCCUUGUCCACUGCUCCUCCCGAGUGUCCAAAAGGAGAGCAGCUGGGACCUCUGGAGCGCUUUCUCUUGGCCCAUCAAAACGAAAUGAAGCGCUUGCUGACCGGCACGCUCGGUGUCCUGAGUCAGCGGCUUGGGGCAGUCGAGCGAAGGAUGGAGCAGCUGCAUGUCCAGGGCACCGCACAUGGGAAAAGUCUAGCCCUGCUUCACAGCGAAGUCAACCUACUGGGAAGAAACAUCACUGCUGGCUGCUCGAGCACACUGACUGCUCAGAGUAUUCCCCCUUCCAGCACUUGUGAAAAGCACUCGGUUGAAGAAAAGGAAGAUGGUGACCUAUCCAAGAUGUCCUCUCAGGGAUCAGUCAGUCUUGGAAGUAGGGACGCUGUGUGCCAACCAUGGAUCGAUUCAGGGACUGAUUUCUCUGCACAUAACAAUGAUUGUAAUCAUAACAUCGAGCUCCUGAACCGCCCGGGUCUUGACGGAGGCUCAUCCGGACAGGUGGAAACAGCUUUCGGAGCUGGCGAUCGCGUACAGGUUUCCCCUUUUGAAGACUUGAACAUGCAACAGGACACGCUGCUCGGUAAAACGGACAACCAAAAAGACGACCAAAAUGAGACACCUUGUUAUCCAAAGCCCCAGUCUUUUGAGAGCUUGGAUGCAGGCAUUCAGUGUCACUCUCCUGGUCAGUGUUUACAUGAAUCAGCACAAAUUAAGGUGCCUUCUUUCAGUAGUGAAGUUCUUAAAAGUUCAGGGGAGGGAGACUCGUGCAAGAAUCUUGGUCCUAGUAGUUUAAAUUCAGACGAUUGUAAGUCAGAAGGAAAGUCUGUCCUGUUGAGAGAUCUCCCACCUGACUUGAUAGCAACUAGGUCUCAAUUAGUCGGCCAGUUUAGUACCGCUGACCAACCUGAAACUUGUCCUGCUCCCUUGAUCCCGUCCUCAAAAGGUCUUCGUAAGAUAACCAAAACAGAUGAGUGGCCAUUUUCUGAAGUUGUAUCUUUUCCUACCUUGUUCAAGAUCCCAUCCUUUUCAGAGAUCAUGCCAGGUUUAAGUAAGGAUUUACCUUUAGGUGCUGCUUUCAGUCCAGUUGAUGAUGAUGAGAGGACAAAUCAGCAUGGUAUGGGAAAAGGGAAGCUGUCAAAGCUUAUUGGUUCCCAGUUUUCCUCAAAGAAUGGAACACUGGCCUGUGUGAGGAUAAAAUCUUACCCAUAUUCCCGUCGCACAUUAGUCACCCCGGUGGUGUUUGGACCUUUGGACUUUUACAAGGCUUGCCUUUCAGGUAUGGGAUUUCCUUUGCCCUGGACUGGCUCAGAAGUGUCCGGUCCGAAGUAUGGGCUGACCAAACUGCUUCAUGUAGGAACCCAGUCUAAUCUCAGUAUGAGCAAUCUUCUAAAUCACCUGGAUGGCAUUGCCUGCCGCUUGAUUCCCAAUAGAUCCUCCGUCAAGAAUGUCCUACCUCUGAUGAGUUACCACAGAAAUGCAUCUAAACUCAAACACCACCAUUCCAUCUCUAAAUGGCCUUCACUGCACAACAGUCACGUGCCCCAUCCAAAAUUAAAAAUGGACGCCUGGGGUCCUGUUGUGAGACACGAAAACCGCGUUUACCCGCUCAAUUCCAAGCAACGUGUCCACUUGCACCUCCAUUCCUCGCCACUCCUUCAUCUGCUAAGUAUGCCAGAGCCUUUUCACACUCCCACGUAUCUCCCCAUGCCUGUUAUGAGAAAAGGUAGAUUCUCUAGAGCAGGCCUGAGCACAGUGUUAGCCAUGUCCUCUCCGGCCUCAUUCGGACAACACAUCCAUUCUCGUUUUUCCUUCACAUCCUCAUCGUCGUCUUUGGUCAGUACUGUGAAGAACCAGAUUAUAGCUCAGACCAAAUGUCCUCCUCUUCGGCCCCUGGCUGAUUACACCGGCCCACCAGGACUGGACAAUGAUCACAGCUACGCUCAACAAUUCACCCAAGAUUCUCCUUCCAGGAAGAAAACCACUUCAACGCGGAAAUCUGGCUCGUCUCCUUCCCCAUGUCGCUUCAUAAAGAUUCCCCUCGGUCCAGAGGCGAGCUCGGAUAUUACUCCACCAUAUAGCCCAAGUGUCGAGGUUGUGCGGUUGGAGGUGUCUCCUGAUGAACCUCUGACCACUUUGUCCAUUACUGGUACCAAUCUUAAGACUCUAGAAGCCUCUGCCGAGGACAAGCAGGUGGAGGAGCUUCAUGAAUCCAGUACCUCGUUGCAACCAGCCCAAAGGUCUAAACGGGUUUCUCAGAUUCGCAUCCGCAAGACAGUGCCCAAGCCGGACAAAAACCUCACCCCGAUGGGGCUCCCUAAACCAAAGAGAUUAAAGAAGAAGGAGUUUAGUCUGGAGGAGAUUUACACCAACAAGAAUUACAAAUCUCCAACUCCAAACAGAAGCUUGGAGACGAUCUUCGAGGAGCCGAAGGAGAAGAACGGUACGCUGGUUUGCAUCGGCAAUCAGAAACGAAAGCGAGUUUUAGAUUUCCCAGAUUUUACCCUACCACGCAAACGCAAAGCCAAGGCCAACCUGAGUUCUCUGCGAUUGAAGGGAUCCCGUCGAGCCAAAAAGAAAGACGCCGACCUGAACGUCAUGCUGCUCCAGAGGCUUAGCGAACUGGAGGACUACUUCACUCGCCAAGGACUGGAGGACUAGACGAGCUUCAUGUUAUUAUCAACACAAAUCACAACUUCUUCACUUAUCCUAUUCCGCUUAAAUCCUUAAGGGUUCAUUGGCACGUCUCUCUGGGGGGAAAACCCUUUAGGGUUUCAUUUAAAACCAGAAGGUUUCUCAUCUAGAGAGACUUAGAGUAGAAGUAGAAACCGUUUAGGAAGCUAAGAAAGCUUAAAAUCCGAAGAAGAACCCUUGAGGAACCCGUAGCAGACCUACAGUGUCUAGUGGGAAAAAGAAAAUAAACACUAAUAGUAAAAUCAACAGCAAAUCUCAGCUUUAGGUAAUUGUUCUGCUGCCUUCUGUGUUUUAUGACAAAGUAAAAAUAAUAAGUCUGCCGUGAAUGACUGUAAAAUCGUUUUAUUUGCUUAAUGCCGGACCUCAUCUGUGGUGUGAAAUAAAGUGCAAGCUGCUAAGAUUCAAAUAAAUCUACUACAUAUAUAUCAUCCAUUA